AUGAACUAUUCAAAUUAUUUCCCUGGUAGUAAAGAGGAAUUAGAAGCCUUAAUAGAGCGCAAUAUAACCGAGUCUAUGAUCAUAAAUUAUAAAGGCAGCUUAUUCUUCGUUACAGAGUAUUUCCCUUCCCUGCCUCCCGUCCCAAUUCAAUUCAAAGACCUGGCAUUUUAUAUUGAAAAUAAUCCAUCAAAACCUUUUAUGUUGUUUCGUAGUAUCUUUAAUGAAGAGUAUGGGAAGCAUUCCAGAAAAGUUGUUUUGGAAGAAGUGAGCGGUUUAGCUUCUAGAUCGUGGAGAAAACUAUCUCCAAAUGAUAAGAAAAUAUUUAAAGAUUUUUCAGAAAAAAUAAAUAAAAAUAGAAUUGUCGUUGUUAGUAACAUAAGAUUCUAUUCUCCCAACACUGGUGUACAAGUAAGCGAACGCACUGAAGAAGAUAUCAUCUUAAAAGUUUCGGAAGAGAAUGUUAUAAACUUACAAAGUCAAAAAAUAAAUGCUGUUUCUGGCCAAAGUUUAAAUAAUCCACUUGCCGAUUCUAAUUGA
Entrophospora sp. SA101 is the source of this 537-nucleotide messenger RNA. NCBI's taxonomy places the organism in Eukaryota, Fungi, Glomeromycota, Glomeromycetes, Entrophosporales, Entrophosporaceae. The record is from the annotation of a GenBank genome assembly.